Molecule: messenger RNA, 5155 nt
Organism: Tribolium madens (black flour beetle)
Lineage: Eukaryota; Metazoa; Arthropoda; Insecta; Coleoptera; Tenebrionidae
Product: neuroglian
Exons: 13
Coding region: 302-4081 (1259 amino acids)
Biological process (GO): cell-cell adhesion; brain development
Molecular function (GO): cell-cell adhesion mediator activity
Source: RefSeq, a predicted model, not a curated record
CUACCAACACGAAAGGUUUUCGUCUAAAAUGAAAUAAAAAUGAAUCAUUUUCGUUGAAGUAUAAUGGACAGUCAAAUCCUGCAAAUAGAUAUUUUUGCCAUAUGAUUAGGUGAUUGAAAAUCUGUUGAAACUAGUAGUUUUGAAUCAGUGAUAGUGAUUAAGUGAUUUGGUUAGUGAGUGUGACGACCGCCUAGACCGCACCUAUCUCUGUUGUGUGUUUGUAGUGUAGUGAUAAAUCGUUAUCAUGGACAAAUAACAUAGAUUUUGAAAUAAUCUGGUGUACCCAACAUACACUACAAAGAUGGCAGAUCGAUUCAUUUUAAGUUUGUUAGUGACCGCAUUUAGUUUAUCAUGCACGCUAGGAAAGGAAGCUUCAUCUCCCCCCUACAUCGUGAAACAACCCCCGACCGACGAAGUCCUCUUCCAAGUAGAAAGCGGUGGCGAAACCGAUAAACCCUUUUAUAUCGAAUGCGAAGCGAUAGGUGAACCUGCACCGAAAUAUCGUUGGAUCAAAAACGGUAAACCCUUCAAAUGGCAAACCUACGACGACCGUAUAUCGCAACAGCAAGGCCGUGGUACAUUAUCAAUAUCCAAACCGACCUAUGACGACCUCGGUCAAUACCAAUGUUUCGCCGAAAAUGAGCACGGAGUUGCCACCUCAAACUCCGUAUUUAUGCGAAAAGCCGAAUUGAAUUCGUUCAAAACAACUCAACCGAUUUCACUAUCAGGGGAUGAGGGUGAACCCUUCAAACUGACAUGUGAACCACCCGAUGGUUGGCCGAAACCGAUAGUACAUUGGAUUUAUCUCUACACGAAUGGAGGAUUCAAAACGAUUAAUAGUUCACGAAUGACGAUCGAUCCUGAAGGGAAUUUGUGGUUUUCAAAUUUGACAAGGGAUGAUGUUACUGAUAAUUUCAAAUAUGCUUGUGCGGCCACCUCGCCUUUUAAACACGAAUACAAGUAUGGAAAUAGUGUGUUGCUCAAUGUUGUCUCAACUGGAGUCUCCGCAGCUUCAAAUAAACGAGAACCUGUCCUACAGUAUGUCUCAAGAAAGAACACUGUAGCAUAUUUAGGGAAACAACAAAAACUGUAUUGCAUUUUUGGCGGAACUCCGUUACCGCAAACGGUGUGGCAUAAAGACGGUAAACCGAUCCAGUCUUCGGAUCGCAUAACUCAGGAUAACUACGGUAAAUCGCUAGUUAUCCGAGUCGUGAAUUUCGAAGAUGAGGGCAAAUACACCUGUGAAGUGAGUAAUGGAGUCGGUGAAGCGAAAUCGUAUUCGAUCGAUUUGAAAGUUUUCGCGGUUCCCUACUUUAUCGUGGAACCGGAGCGUCAAAACGCUGCCGAGGGGGAGACAGUUGAGUUCCGAUGCGAGGCCGGCGGUGUACCAAAACCCGAUAUCAAGUGGAUACAUAAUGGAAAACCAAUAAGCGAAGCACCACCCAAUCCGAGACGACGAGUCGAAAACAAUCGAAUCGUUAUCGAAAGACUUGUCGAAAGCGAUACCGGAAAUUACGGAUGUAACGCUACGAAUUCUUUGGGUUAUGUUUACAAGGACGUCUACGUCAAUGUUCUCUCUCUAGCACCGGAAAUUCUCGAAGCACCGACUGAUACACAAGCAGUUGACGGGCAAAAUGUCACAAUGAUUUGUAAAGUUUUAGGAGCCCCAAAACCCUCAAUUAAGUGGAGUUUAAACGACCGGGAAUUGACAGGUGGACGCUAUAUUGUCCAACCAAACGGCGAUUUAAUCAUCAAAAAUGUACAGUUUGACGAUAGGGGCAAUUAUACUUGUUUCGCUGAAAACAAAUUCGGGAAUGCGAGUGCCAAAGCAGCACUACUUGUCAAAUCCCACACAUAUAUUACUGACGGUCCUGAGGACUAUGAAGUGGCAGCUCACACUUCGGCCACAUUCAGAUGUAACGCAGUUAGUGACGAUUCUCUCGACUUGGAAAUAAUUUGGUUGAAAAACGACCAACCUAUCGACCUAGAAGAGGAACCAAGAUUUGUGCGCUCGAGUGACUACUCUUUGACUAUUACUCAAACGAUUGAGUUAGAUUCAGGGACUUAUACUUGUGUUGCUAGAACUGCAUUAGAUGAAGCGUCAGCUAAAGCACAACUUAUCGUUCAAGAUGUUCCAAAUCCGCCCGCGAUGGAGGGAGUCGAAUGUCACGCGAGAGACGCCACAAUUCGGUGGAAAUCAAUGGGCGAUAAUCGGGCCCCAAUUUCGCACUACAUCAUCGAAUUUAACACCACGUUCACCCCUGAAACGUGGACGGCGGCUUAUAAUAACGUACCAGCGACUGAUAUGAGCUAUAAUGUUCCUAUGAGCCCCUGGACUAACUACACUUUCCGAGUAAUUGCCGUUAACAAAAUCGGAAAAUCGUUACCUUCAACUCACUCAGAUGUUUGCACAACCGAACCAGAUGUGCCCUAUAAGAACCCUGAUGACGUCAAAGGCGAAGGUGACAGACCUGAUAAUCUCAUCAUAUCAUGGACGCCUAUGCCAAAAAUUGAACAUAAUGCCGAUAAAUUCCAAUAUCGUGUGUAUUGGAGACGUGAUAUACCGGGGGCUCCGUACGAAAGUCGUGAUAUUACCGAUUGGAGAGUUAAACAAUACAUUGUCGAUAAUCAACCCACGUUUCAACAAUAUCGAAUUAAAGUUGUCGCUAUGAACGAGAAGGGUGAGGCUAAUGUCGCACCCAAGGAGGUCAUAGGCUACUCAGGCGAGAAUAUCCCCAUUGAGGCCCCCACGAACUUCACUUUGCUCCAAAUCCAAGGCCCUAAAACCGCCCUUCUUAGUUGGAACCCCGUUGAUAAGAAGAGUGUCCAAGGCCAUUUGAAAGGGUACAAAAUCAAGACGUGGAGUGACAUAUCAUCUCCUAUGCACAAUGAAAUCCAAGUUCAAGGUUCGGUUGCUAAAGCCCUUGUCGAUAACUUAGAUCCCUACACAAUGAAUUACGCUCAAGUGUUUGUUUACAACGGGAAAUAUAAUGGUCCCCCGAGUGAAACGCUUAGUUUUAAAACACCAGAAGGUGUCCCUGAAGCUAUGUCAUACCUUGAGGCUUACCCCUUAGGGGCUUUUCGGCCGAAUGAUGCCACUAAAACCGCCUCAUCUGCGUUUCUUUUAACUUGGAAAAAACCGGAAAAACCGAACGGGAUGUUAACCGGUUAUGAUAUAUACUACCGGCGAUUGGACGACAGUACUACCAAUAGUAAAAUUGCAAGAAAUCCCCAAAUUAGAGGUGGGGAUGUCUUGAGUGCGAAAUUGAGUGGACUUGAACCGGAUACGAAUUAUGUGAUUUACAUAGCGGCAAGGACGAGUGCAGGGCCGUCGAAGGAGUUUUAUAUUGAGAGAAGGACAAGUCCAGCUGGGGCGAGUUCACCACCCGGAGUCCCGGAUUUCGACUGGGAGACAGUAAAAGCCGACGAGGAUGGGAAAGUCACCGUUAGGAUUCAAUGGAGGCCGGAUAAAACCGGAAAUCCAGGUUCACACUUCAUUGUCAAGUACAAGAGAGAGGCGGAACCAAAUUAUGCAGAAGUUGAAGUUAUAAAUGAUGAUUUUGUUGAGAUUCCCGGGAUUGCCCCAAGGGAAAGUUAUGACUUUAAGGUGACUUCAGUCGAUGGUGAUUAUUAUAUUGAUAGUAAAGUGAAAACUAUCAAUAUUUAUUCCGACGGGCCGUUAAUUAAGGCCAAUGAGAAUAUGGCAUCGGCAGGGUGGUUUAUCGGGAUGAUGCUUGCGAUUGCCAUUCUUUUGUUAAUUUUGAUCGUCGUUUGUAUUAUUAAGCGGAAUCGGGGUGGGAAAUACGCUGUUCAUGAGAGGGAACAAGCCAAUGGGCGACACGACUACCCCGACGAGGGCGGUUUUCAUGAGUAUUCCCAACCGUUAGACAAUAAGUCACAUGGGAGAGCCUCAAUGAGUAGCGAACCUAAAGUGGGUCCAGAGAGUGAUACUGAUUCAAUGGCUGAAUAUGGUGAUGGAGACACAGAGGGUAUGAAUGAGGACGGGUCAUUUAUUGGGCAAUAUGGCCGCAAACGUGGUCAGGGAGAAACAACAUCGCAAGGGUUUGCAACUCUUGUAUAGUAAGGGCGUUUUACUGAAGAUGGAUCUUUCAUAGGUCAAUAUGUUCCAAGCAACAUGAAACAGCUUGGCCCACCCUCUAUUACGGCAGGGGUUAACAAUAAUGCAUUGGCCACGUAUGUUUAAACGUGACCACUUACACUAAACUAAUUCUUUAAACCUAUAUUUUUUGCUAGAGCAGUGUUGUGACAUUUUUCUUUUUUAGAAUUUAUUUUGUGUACUUGAAUGGAGGAGAAUCUCGAAAAAAAUUAAUUGACUCACUUAUUUGUGAAAGAUAUUAAUUUAUUGUUUGACAAUGUGUUCUGAUAUUUAUUUCGGGUAAAAAUUGAAUUCGUCCAUUUUUAGGUUACGCAUAAUUUAAAAAAUAAAAAUCAAAAUGAAUUUAAUGUAUAGUAAUAUAUUUUUGUUUUGCGUUACAAUUUGGAAACGAAUAAGUACUGAAUGUUUUUAAAUUGUAACGUGCUGAUCUGUUAAGUACUGGAAUAAUUUGUGUAUCUUUAUGUAUUAUAUAGUUAAUUAUAGGAUCGUAUAUUUAUGAUGUUUUUCAUAUUAUUGCCCAAGGAAUUACGUUCUCAUAUAAUAUAUAAUGAACUAUAAAUUUAUGACAUGUUUCAUGCUUGAGAAAUAAUUAUUUAUAAGUUAGGUAAUAAACAUCAAAAUUGCUUUAAUCAUCAUUUUCUCGAAUUAGUUUUUAUUCUUGACACUGCCUAAUUUAAGAAAUAUCAAGUGUGGCAUUAAUUUGGACUGUAUUAGGCGUACAAUAAGUAGUAUCCAGACUAAGUUACUUUUUAUGAAUACAGAUCUAAUAAUAGGCAUCACAAAAUUCAUACAAAGUGACUUGACCAAAACUUAUUGUACAUAAACCCGUUUAAAACCUGCUUAUAUAAAAAAUAAUUCAAAUUAAUCUAAGUAAAGUAAGUUAAGCUGAAAUAUUUUUUUUACGAUUUUCGUAGUUUGUAGUAUUUUGAAAAUUUACAUUGCAAUAAUUUACCAAUUAUGUAGAUUAUUGCCUUGUUAUUUUUUGUAUUAAGUUAAGAUUAAGGCUUCGGCCGAGAUAUCAUUAAAUUAUAAAAUAUU